AUGGCGGAUGUCGCCAGUCGUCCAAGGACGACAGACUUCGCCUUCAUGAGAAGGUUCAACGAUGACAUCGACAAUAGCAACACAGACAAUGGCGAUCGAUCAGCAAGUGCAGCGGACUAUGCCUCUUUACUCGCCGGGUCGUCCCUUUACUUAGAUCAACGCCUGAACCCCACCUCAUCGCUCCCAGCAAACUUCGAGGAUACUCUGCAGGCGACACAAGCGCUGCUCAGCAGUGGGAAUGCUAGCAGUCUUGUAUCCGAUGUCACCUCUGCAACAGGCGCAGGCGUAGACGAGGGGCCUGUCUCGAGCGAGUUCCAAUUCCCAGAGAUCCCGGCGGCACUUCUAGAGCAGGGUCCACAGUAUCAAUACUCUGCACAUACCCGGAUGAACGUCUUCGCUGAAGGAAUGCCUGACGACUUUGGCGGGCUGGACUUUGUUGGCGGUACAGGAGACGCAUACGGGCUUCCACUUACGUCGGUACCAUACGGAUCUGCGUGGAACCCAAGCAGCUCUGGCUCGAUCACUGCAGAUACUCUUGGUCAGACUACUCUUUCGCAUCCAGACCGGGAUCAAUCAUCUCCGUCCUCAGCAUCUGUACAGUAUGGCGAUCAAGGAUCUAUGGCAAGCCACGAUGUCUCUUCGGCGACGCAAGAUUUCCUUCAGCUUUCAGGAUACCACAGUGCUAAUGCGUUUGACGGCAGUCAAAUCACGCAGCAGAGACAGAUGCCGUCUUCCAAUCCGUCAUACGAUGGCUAUUAUACUGGCCUGCCAAAGGCCUCAUCUGAUGGCAGCCUGUACCAGCAGCCCAUUGGCUCCCUUGGCAACGCUAGCUCUGCUACCCAUCCUCAACGUUCUGCCUCACUGCACCUGCAUCAGCUCAACUACAAUCUUCCCAUCGGCGGCAGUCUUCAAGCCUCGCCAUCAACGUCCAGACAGCAGACGAAUGACGAUAUUGGUCAGCCUUCGAGCCCCAAGCGUAUGCGCACCAUUAGCUCUGCGACAGCAACAUACCCAAGCGCUUUGCCUCACUUCCAGUCUCCUAGCACCGGCCACAACUACGCUAGUCUAACACGGUCUCAACCGUCACACCUCCCACUGCAGGAAGGGCAACCAGCCCUGUUUGAUGUUUCUUCGUCGAACAAUCGUAUGCGCGCGGACUCUGGGGCAUCGAGUAUGACGAGCACGCGCUACGACACAUCAGUGCCCCAAGCGAUCGACCGCUUCGGCGAGCGUGCAUCGAGCGGCCCAGCCUACUUCAGGUCGGACUGGUCCGAUGGUGUCUUGCAGUCUGUGAAUAGGAGCGGGCCUCCUCCCAGAGCACCACUGCAGCCAUUCGAGGCGGACAUUGCACUGCCGACGAGCUCGAGAAAUCACCGUCCUCUUCUCGUCCCCUCCUCUAUCUCGGGCCUGCCAGCCACGUCAGUGGCGAGGGACUUUAGAGCACAGCCUGGCUCUUCAUCCAGCGCUGACGGCCUCGGAUCUGGGAGGACUCCGCGCAAGAAUCUCAAUGGCGGUAAUGGCAGCACUGAUGACGAAAUGGACGAUUAUCCAGAUGCUCCUCCUCCCAAUCCAAGAGCGGUGGCUUUGGCAGAGGCGGCGACGACUCGCCAAUCAGGUACUCAGGCUCAGCAAGACUGUUUGCAAGCCCUCAACGAGACGAUGAACCAGUCACUGGAGCAGGAUGGUGUGGCUCGAUGCCCCUUUCCUCACUGCACCAAGACGUUUGCCAAGCAUCGCUCGUACAACCUCAAGACUCAUCUGCGGUCGCACUCGCAGCUCAAACCCUUUGCCUGUUCCUCCUGCACUCGUGCAUUCUCACGAAAGCACGAUCUGGAGCGACAUGCUCGUGUCCAUUCUGGUGACCGGCCGUACAUCUGUGAGGUCUGCGGUCGAGGCUUCCCUCGUUCCGACGCAUUGCGACGGCAUUGGAGGGUUGAGAAGGAAUGUGGGGACAAGGCCGGCGAGCUUGACCCAAAUAGUGCACCAGGCACGAGCAACAUGACGUCUCAGGCAAGCGGCAUGGCUGCCCUAGCGCCAAUGUCCUUCAGCGGAGCCGGCGCAGGAAAUGAUGCAUCUGGUCGAGUAGGCCCUGAUGCAAGAUACCACAUCACAAGUGGCACUAGCUCCUUUGCUCCCGAAGCAAUGGGGCAUCGUUAUGGCGACGCUUUCCCGCAAGGCACGUCGUCAUCUUCAAGUACGCUACUGGGCACAGGAAAGAGGCCUCGAGAGAAUUGGUGA
Molecule: messenger RNA, 2238 nt
Organism: Microstroma glucosiphilum
Lineage: Eukaryota; Fungi; Basidiomycota; Exobasidiomycetes; Microstromatales; Microstromataceae
Exons: 2
Coding region: 1-2238 (745 amino acids)
Source: RefSeq, a predicted model, not a curated record